Molecule: messenger RNA, 5562 nt
Organism: Cladocopium goreaui
Lineage: Eukaryota; Dinophyceae; Suessiales; Symbiodiniaceae
Source: the annotation of a GenBank genome assembly
AUGAACCGUGCCCUCACUGCGUCAGUGUUGCCCAGCUUGGUCCUUGAGUCGCCUGCUGCUUUCACCUUCAACUCCCUCAAGGAGCUUUCCAUUGAUCUCCCCUCUUUGGCUCUGGGUAUCCUUUUGGGGCUUAGCAUUGGGCCUUUGCUGGACUUUUGCUUUUUGCCUGAGCGCUCUCCCUCCGGCGGUUCUCUGGGCUCUUUCGAAGCCGUGAGCGCUGUCACCAGUGGGCCUGCUGCUGCUGAAUCUACAGUUGCUGCAAGUGAUCUCUCUCGCGAGCGCAUUGAGCGAGUGCAGCUGGCUUCCAAGUACUACCUGGUCUUCCGCACUUUUGACCAGGCUGUGCACAAUCCUCGUUUGGCAAAAGCCCGAGUGUACUCCUCUGAGGGGCAACCAGGUGAUUCAGUUUUUGUUGGGCUUCCCACCAAGGCCGAAGCGCAAGAGCAGGGGGAGGACGGUGAGGCCCUUACUCUCCGAGACUGCUUGAUUGCCUCAGAAUCGGGUGACAUAGAGCCUGACUGUCAGGUGGGAGUUUUGCUGCUUCAAGGGAAGCCUUCAGCGUCUUGUGUAGGAGUUGCUGAAGUUGACGCAAGUAUGGCACAAGAAGACUGCCAAAAGAGUUUUUCCAAGUGGCACUUUGUCAAAGGCUGUGGCAGUGAUCGUCCCUUCAUGCCCUCAGGACAAUCGCGAGCUUGCAGACCUAUAGACAGCACUAUGAAGGUCUGGUUAGGCCUCAUUUCUCCAGAAGUCGCCGACCUGGUCGACUUCAGUGUUGGGGUGGCGCCGGACAUCGCCUUCCCUGUAGAUUCUCAAGGGAUUCAGCUGCUGCCGUUUGCAGAAAGCUUGGUGGCUGCAGCUCGAGAUCAUUUCACUUUUCUUUCCUACUCAGAAGGUGGAGCUCAAGGCAAAGGAGAUCACGUAGAAGGACGUUUGCAGAGCUUGGAAGAGGGUCUGUCAAAGUUGCAAGCUACCUUGGAGGCCGCUCUUGGCUCCCCGGGCCCAACUGCUGCAGGUUCCAAAAAAGCAAAACCUGCCGCUCCAGCGAAGACUCGAAAGUCGGUGGAGACUCCGCCUGGUCUGGACCCAGUCGUUGCUCAGCACGCCCUGCAGGCUGGUGUGUCUCAAGAUGCUCUGGCGGAGUUGGCUCAGUUGCAAGUGGCUGGCAAAGGGCCCGCAGGUGGCAAGACUGCGGCGGUUUUGGAAGAGGUCUCCAGCGAGGACGAAGAUUUGGAGGAGGACGAAGACCCAGGCGCUGGAUCUGCAGACCCGGUCGCCAAGGCGGUCACCCAGAUGUCCAAAGUGCUCAGAGAGAUGCAUCGGGACAGGAAAGAGAAGAAAGCGAAGACUUUGGACUCAAUCCUAGAUCGCGCCGAAUCUGGAUCGGGCAAAGACUCCUUGAGCUAUGGAAAAUCCAGGGCUGCUGCACUGCGCUCUCUGCAGGCUCUCCUCAAGACCCAUCCGGCUCUGAUCUACAUGGAGCUCCAGCGGCGACUUCAAGAAGAUUGGGAGCUGAAUGGGGUUCAGCCCGGCCUUCAGAGUUCUACCGUCACUGCACGAGGCUGGUUAAAGACGGCUUGGGCUUUAGCUGGCAUUUGGGAUGCGCUCCGGUGCAACAAGGUGGAAGAAGCUCGAGCUCGUGCUGGGUUGGCAUUGGCUCAGAUCGACCAGCAGAGCUGCGACAGAGGCAACUGGUUACUAGCAGCGGAGCUGUCUUUAGAGCCGGCUCCGCCGGCCCACUCUUUCCAGAGCCACGUGCCUCCGGAGAGUUGGGAGAAGCUGAUCGAUCCGAGGUGGUUCGAGUUGAUAGAAGAAGCUGAAGCUGAGCUCGCCUGGGGGAGGCAAGGGAAAGGAGCAGCCCACUCAACCUGCUGCAAAAGCCGACCCAAAACGGGCUCCAAAGGGAGGAGGAAAAGAUGGUGCAAAGAAGGGCAAGACGAGUGUGAGUGGGGCAGAGGCUGCAGCAAGCAGCACACCUGCCUCAGCAGAGGCCUAGUUGAUGGAGAGGUAGAGGGCGCCUUUGGUGAGGAAGCUGACGCUGAGAUUGCUGAGGCUCAAGGGUUGCCGCUUGAUUCCUCUCUAUCUGCAAAAGUGCAUGUUCCUGGAUCUGCAGCGAAGCCUGUAGAUAUUUUGUCUUUGUGGAGCUCUAUGCUGAGAUGGGUUUUGCGCUCCAACACCGAUUUUGCUUGUUUUCUCCACAUUUACCUCAGAGACCCUCUCUCCGCAGAGGAGAGCACAGCCUUGCCGUUUUGGCCUAUCCCGGCACCUUACCCGGGUGUCUGGAAGUCUACAGCUGCUGAACCUGUUCCAGGUCAACCUUCUUGCGCGAAGCGGCGCAGAGCUGAGAUGAAGAUUUUGAACCUUAUCCUGCUGGUCUUGUCUUGGCUGCGUUUGGGCUCGCCGAGAAAGCCUCCAAAGGGGUACAGGUUGGGACUGCGAUGCGCUGCUGCUCAGAUGAAGGUGGUGCACCGUCUCGAAAGCUUUGUGGUUGACAUUAGCGGCUGUGGCAUUGUCGGACCUGCUGAGAUGGGCAGAUCUGCGGCCAAGAUGGAAGGCUUGGACAGCAUUUUGAGGAGUCUGCAUGAAAGUACAUUAGACUCUAUGCCUGCAGCAGCAUAUGCGAAGACAAGUGCUGCUGCGCGAGGUGUUUCCUCUUCUAGUUCCUUGCGGAGCGGCUCAGAUGCUUUGGCUGUUGGUGAAGUCAUUGGUUCUAUGCAUCAGGGUACCCCCGUAGUUGCUAAAGAAGUUGAACCUGAACGUUUGUCCUUGCCAAAAGAGAGACCAGCUUUUGACCCUACACCUUUUCUUGAAGAACCUCACCUCAGUGUUUACAAAGAUCCCAUAGCCUCUGCAGUGGCUCCUGCGUGUAGCUUGGAAUCACCUCCUCGAGUGCGAGUCCAUACGAAAAAGGGCAAGCAGUUGGAGUUUCUUCGCUUUUUAGACAGUCAUCAUCGUUUAGCAUUGGCUACAGAGGCAGAAGUUAGGGCGACUCAUCUUUGCGGUGCUUUUGCAUUGAUAAAGGACACUGAAAAGGACAGACUGAUCUUAGAUGCACGAGCUCCGAACCUUCUUGAGGCUGUUGAAAUGGGCCAAAAGGUGCACAUCAAACUAGGUUUUGCUAGUAGAGCUUUUUCACCUUCGGAGUUGCUCACCGUGCAUGGGCGGCUUCCUCGAGGAGCUAUAGCAGCUGGAGUCGUCAUUGACGAUGUGCUCUUGGCUGAGCAGGUCUGUGAAAGUUCUGCUGAAGCCGAAUGCGAAGAAGAGCUGCUAGAAAGUGUGCAACGGCUGAACCAGCUGUGCGAGAUGUACCUGCAGGUCGGCCUCACUUCACACCCGGCCAAGACUUUCAGAGGAGAGGAGGUGGCCGAGAGCUGGGGGGUGGUGGCGAAUGGAAGAUCUGGUUUUGUUCGGCCCAAUCCGAAGCGGCUGAUCCCUUUCCUUCAUAUCACAGCGCAAGUAGUGCGGCUGCAGGUUGCCUCAGUAGGUCUUCUUGAAGUCCUUGCUGGAGCCUGGUGCUCUGUGCUUCAGAUCCGGCGGAGAGCUAUGUGCCUGCUUGAGAUGAUCUAUGCAGCUCAGCGAGGCAGACCUAGAGAUGCGGUGGUUGCGCUUGCCAAGGGUUUGGUGCAAGAACUCUGGACUCUGGUCGUCUUGGGCCCUACCAUGGUGGCAGAGAUGCGCGCUGGUUCCUUGGAUGAGAUCUUCAUGACGGAUGCUUCUGAAUGGGGCAUUGCUGCAGUGCAGUCGGAGCUUCCGCUCGUCUUCAGCAGAGAGAUGCAGCGGCACUGCUUGGCCAGAGGCGUGUGGGCUAAGCUUUUGGUGCCGUGGAGAGCCUGGCUGCGGGAGCAUGGUGGUUUAGAACCUGAGGAUGAGCUUCCGGAGGGUGUCCCUUUGGUCAGUCAUCCGCUAUGGCUGCUUUUAGCGGAAGUUUUGCAGUUUAGGGUGUUGAUUAGAGAAAAAAGCCAUGGACGCAAGCACAUCAAUUUGCUUGAGCUGGAAGCUGUUUUCCGCUCGGAAGAGAAGCUGGCAUUGCGUGGGGUUAGCCUGCGCUACCUUCUUGGGGCUGAUAGCCAGGUGGCGCUUGCUGCGCUGCUGAAGGGCAGUUCAAGCUCUCCUAGGAUCAAUGCGGCUCUGCGGAGAUCUUUGCCAGUGGUGCUUGGAAGCGGGAUCUAUGGCUGCUACGGCUUUGCGCCGUCCCUGGCAAACCCGAGUGAUGACCCAACUAGAGGGCUCCCGAAAGCGGGAAAGCGCGUGCGUCGGAGCCAUGGGAGAAAAGAGAAUGAAUUAGCGCCUCUUCUGUCGGAAGAUGCCUUGAAGUUGCUCCAGCAACCGCCUCCACGACAGUUCAUCCGUCCUGGGGGCGGUCGAAGUGAUGAGCCGAUAGAUUUUAGUAGGCGUGGGUUUUUGGACCUCUUUUCUGGCGCCUCUGGAGUAGCGAAGCGCUUGGCUUCUGUGUAUAAAGUUUGGGUUCUUACCCCUGACUAUGAGCAUGGGGCUGAGCAGAAUUUGCUGGAUGAAGAGGUGCGGCAGCAGAUCUAUGGCUUUCUGCAUGCUGAUGCUUUCUUAGGCUGCGGUAUGGCGCCGGAGUGCGCGAGCUUUUCUCGCGCUGUCACUCCUGCGGUACGCUCUGCAGACAAGCCGCUUGGACUGGAGAACAUCUCAGAGAAUAUGAAAGUGAAGGUGGCCAUCGGCAAUAGCCAUGCAAGUUUUGUUUGUAAGGUUUUUGAUUUGCUUUCCCAAAGAGGGCUUAUUUUUUGGCUUGAGAACCCUGAUGGCUCCUUCCUGUGGCUGCAUCCUGAGUUCCAGAAGAGGGGACUGGGAAGAGCUGAGAACUCCUACCGUUUUGACAUGUGCACCUUUUCAACCCCAUGGAGAAAAACAACUCGGAUAGCCACCAACUGCGAGCUAUCUGGGCUGCGAGAACUUUGCUGCGGGGGCCACUCGCAUCUGAAGUUGCGCGGGCGUUCAUCUGCGCAUCGGUGCUCCUGGACCCGUGUUGCUCAGGUUUAUCCUUUGGGCCUUUGCAGAAAGCUCAGUGCGGCUAUAAUAGCUCUGGCCUCAGCAGACGUCCUCUUACAGGCGAACCUCUCAGCGUUUCUAUGGCAAAGUGCUCGGGGAGUCGAAUGGGAGAAGCUUCCCAUCCUGGACCUCCUCAGGUGGUUAGGGGUCCCCGAGAUCCGGAAGAGUUGCGGCAGACGCUGUUGCAUGACCAUGGAACCCUGGUCAUCCAAGAGAGGGUUUGGCGGGCUUUUACUGCAUGGCUGGCUUCGAAGCUGUCGCAAUCGACUCUGGAGCAAUUGUUUCUGUGUCCCUCACUUGCGGUGUGGGCUUUGCAGCAGUAUGGUCUUCACCUUUAUAGCUGUGGCGGAAAGCUGUAUGAGUUGCGACAUCUUCUGGUGUUGGUUCAGAGAAAAUACCCAAGACUGCGAGCAGAGAUCAGUCCAGCGUGGGAGCUCAUCUCGCGAUGGGAGGAGCUUCAUCCUGUCCGACACCGAGAACCUUUGCCUGAAGUGCUCGUCCUUGCGUACCUGUGGAAAUGGAAAAGAGUGGCAGCAACCUUGCUACUAG